This is a messenger RNA of Penicillium chermesinum, 513 nucleotides long. RefSeq lists its product as uncharacterized. Gene Ontology annotation, molecular function: monooxygenase activity; oxidoreductase activity, acting on paired donors, with incorporation or reduction of molecular oxygen; heme binding. Bases 1 to 513 code for a protein of 170 amino acids. The record is from RefSeq and is a predicted model, not a curated record. The transcript is spliced from 2 exons. Lineage: Eukaryota; Fungi; Ascomycota; Eurotiomycetes; Eurotiales; Aspergillaceae.
AUGAUCACAUUCUUCCUGCUGGGCAGCGUGGUGGCUUAUGGGCUGGUGGCUCUGAUCUAUCGUCUUCAGAUUCACCCGCUGAGCAAAUUCCCUGGGCCGCGCCUGGCAGCUAUCUCGGGCCUCUAUGAGGUCUACUUCACCUUGACAACUGGCUCAUUUGAAGAGCAGAUCGAGAAACUGCACGAACAAUACGGCCCGGUCGUGCGCAUUACCCCGGACGAGGUACAUGUCACAUCGACAACGUCCAACUCUGCCGAUCGCUGGAUCAAGGGCAGCGAGACGCUAGACUCUGGCCGUCACCAAUCUCGGUCCAGCCCAUAUUUCCAGGCGAGCAAGCGCCCCUCGAUUUUCCAGGUGGAGGUACAUCAGAUUGUCCGGCUGCUGCAGCGGCCGCACUCGCAUCGCGUGUUCACGCUGCCACGGUUCUACCAGGGCCGGUUCAUGCCAGAAGAGAGCGAUCUGAGGACGGCCAUUCGCAGCCCCUCAAUGGCGCCCGAACAUCCAACAGGGUGA